This is a messenger RNA of Spirometra erinaceieuropaei, 1350 nucleotides long. The record is from the annotation of a GenBank genome assembly. NCBI's taxonomy places the organism in Eukaryota, Metazoa, Platyhelminthes, Cestoda, Diphyllobothriidea, Diphyllobothriidae.
AUGUCCACCGUCUCAUCUGCCCCAUUAAUCUCUCAAAAGAAAUUCCUGAAGGACCUCCGGACCAUACAAUUCCAUCUUCGCUGCCUAGAGGACGCCCGAGUUGGCGCCUACAAUGAUGGGGCAGAAGAGUUCACUGACAUUAGUGUACUGAGUGACAAGAUUGGCGCCUACCGCAAGAUGGCUGCCCUAGACGAGGAUUCCGAAAAGAUUGAUCUGGCCUUGCAGGAGUGUACCAUGCUGGAGUUGGCCAGCACCUACAUUACAUACCUCCAACUAGAGUAUGUAAAUAUAUCGCUAAAUACUGCCCGACUGACUGAAGAAAACGAUUGGCACAUCAAGGAGAAUAAAGUUUUCAAGAUGCGCAUUCAGAAUUUACAGGAGAAAAUCGCGGCAGCCGAUGCGGACAUGCAACGUUACCUCCUCCUGUGCCAGAUCAGGCAGAGCGAUAUGGCCAAGGGUGACUCCAUCAUGGUCAGUAAUUCCGUGGAAGCUGAUUUAGCUAUUGACAACAACAUUCUGUCCGUACUCACAGCCUCCUUCAAGGCGCUCUAUCCGCUGGCCCUAAAGUAUGUGAAUGCUGGCCGAUACGACACUGCCAAGUCCCUCUGCAAUAAGAGUCAGGGUGGAAAAUUGUCGGCUACUGAUGGGGCGUUGCUCCAGUACAUUCUCGGAGAAACUGCCCUCAGACAGAGGGAAGCGGAGGAGUCCUGUAAGUAUUUUGAAAGCUCUCUCAAUUCAAUGACGAAGGCUCAGGGUAACGAGUCGUCCUGUUGUGUUCCCGUACUCCGCGGUUACGGUAAGGCUUUGCGUCUGCACGGGAAGUACCAGGACGCCAUAGCGCAGUUCAAGCAAGCCCUCAGCAUAAAAAUGGCCAAGGAUAAUGUCGAGGGACCAGUCACCUGGGCAAUCAGAACGGAUGUGGCUAGCUGCUGGCUGAAACUUGGCAAGGUGGAUGAGGCUGCAAAUUUGCUCAUCGCUUGCCUCGAACAGGCCUCAAAGGCGCUUCACUCAUGUGACAAUAUCAUCGUUCUAAUGAAGAAUUACAUUGCAAGAUGUUAUCUGCUAAUGGGACAAGAGAAAGAGGCCAUGAUGAUAGUUAAGGUACUGCUCACGGAGGCCUUCGCCCACGAGGGUUAUCCGGCCAUAUUGGAGGUGUUGAAGGAUCCCGAGAGUUACCAGGUCAGCGACGGUGAAAGCCUCAUAGGGGUAUGUCAACAGACAAACAGUCUCCUGGAGCUGUUCACAUACCAGACACUGAUUAAAAUUUACAAAAAAGAUGGCAAAGAAGAGGCCGCCGAUUUGCUUGAUCAGUAUGUCCGAAUUCACUCGGUUCACUAUGAAAUUGAGUAA